This is a messenger RNA of Zonotrichia albicollis (white-throated sparrow), 5241 nucleotides long. It is a transcript of the gene CYGB, whose product is annotated as cytoglobin. The record is from RefSeq and is a predicted model, not a curated record. NCBI's taxonomy places the organism in Eukaryota, Metazoa, Chordata, Aves, Passeriformes, Passerellidae. Gene Ontology annotation, molecular function: oxidoreductase activity; iron ion binding; oxygen binding. Gene Ontology annotation, biological process: oxygen transport.
GGAGAGAGGGAGAAAGUGAGCUCACGUUCACACAUUGGUGAAGAGGCUGGUCUUGCAAUGCCUUUGAAUAUUUUACUUUUAGGCAGUUCCUCAUCAGUCAGCCACACACAUCCGAGGCGAGCUGAAGCUAACUACAGCCAUGGACAGCACUAGGAGAUCUCACAUCUAAUCGCACGCAUCAUUCCUCCGGGAUAUUCUUGAAAUUCCACAUCCAAACACGCUGACAGCAGCUGCACUCACACACACACACACUCACACACACACUCACACACUCACACACACAUCCACACGUCGCAGAGCCGCCGAGCAAACACCUUGUCUCUCCUCUCGCAGGAUAUACCCGCUCACACACAUCUCUCUUUAUCUCCUCCUGGCUUCCCGGAGGAUCCUGCCGGCUGUUUUUCAUGGAGAAAGUCCAGGGAGAAAUGGAGAUUGAGAGAUGGGAAAGAAGUGAAGAAAUUUCAGACGCAGAAAAAAAGGUCAUUCAAGAGAUAUGGAGCAGAGUAUAUGCAAACUGCGAGGACGUUGGGGUCUCCAUACUCAUCAGGUUUUUCGUGAACUUCCCCUCGGCCAAGCAGUACUUCAGCCAGUUCAAGCACAUGGAGGACCCUCUGGAGAUGGAGAGGAGCCUGCAGCUGCGCAAGCACGCCCGGAGGGUCAUGGGGGCCAUCAACACCGUGGUGGAGAACCUCAAUGAUGCUGAAAAGGUCUCCUCUGUGCUGGCCCUGGUGGGCAAGGCCCAUGCCCUCAAGCACAAAGUGGAGCCCAUCUACUUUAAGAAACUCACUGGUGUGAUGCUGGAGGUGAUUGCUGAGGAAUACCCCAACGACUUCACCCCUGAGGCACACGGAGCCUGGACCAAGAUGAAGACCCUCAUCUGCACCCAUGUGACAGCAGCCUACAAGGAGGCGGGCUGGGCUCAGUACCCCACUGCCACCCUGUGAGCGCCCAGGGGGCCACCAGAGGGGCAGGGAGGGCUUUGCUCACCCCAGGACUUCGCUCUGGUCUCCUCUCAAGAUCUUUGCUCGGUUUGGGGAGCCUGGCAGGGCCAGUUCUGUCAGCUGCCAAGUCACAAUUUGAUCUCCAUGGGGUUUAAAAACAAACUAAACAAGCCAAAAAAAGCCACAGAACCAUGAAGGGUGUGGGUGGGUCGGGGUGAAGCAGUUGCAGGGGACGCUGGAAGGGGAUGCAGAGGGUGAGGGGAGAGCUUUGGUUGUUGGCUCCAUCUUCCUGUCCUGGCCUGUCCAUCACCACCUCCCAAAUCCUGCACCUCACUUGCACCAUCUCAAAGCCCCUUGCACAAGUGCUGCUGCCCUGUUCACUGAUGAACAACACAACCCUCAUUUUCCACGUGAGGCCCCUGGCUAAAGCUGGAGCCCCUGACUGCACCGAGAACUUUGCUUUGCUUUGCACUUUGUGUGUCACCUGGCAGGGCUGACAGCCAGAGCCUCUCUGGAUGCUCCAGGUGGGCAGCAGAGCUCACCUGUGCAGCCACCCACAGUCCCUGUCCUGGGCUGGCUGCUGCAGCCCCUCUGGGCUGGGAGAGAAGCUGCCCCACAGCCCCAGAGAGGGGAAGGAGGGGGAUGCCCUUUGGGAAUCCCUCAUGGCUCAGAGCAUGGUGUGUGGGCGGGAUCCCUGUGCCACAGGUGGGGAGCUGGUGAGUGCCCCCACAGCUCCCUGAGGAGGGGUUUGGAUGGAGCAUGGUGUGCCCUGGGAGCUGCUGUGUGUCAGUCUGUCUGUCCUCACAGUGAGAACGGGGGUCAGGCUGUGAUUAGGAGGAGGAAAGAUGGCACAGACACAUCAGGAGGGAUUCUGGUUGUGAGGAAAGGUCCCUUCUCUGUUAACAUCCAUAAAUACCUUGUACAUAUUCCUGCCCUCGUGGUGAGACUGGGCUCCUCCAAACAAAGUGCCUGGUAGAAAUCAGCCCAUGCAGGAGCUGAGUCCCUCCUGAGGACAGCAGUGCUCCUGCCUGUGCCUGACAGAGGCUUCUCCCACACCCCCAGACGUGGCUGCAGGGCUUGGAGCACUCAUCCCUCCUCCAGCACCAACUCCUCCUGAGCCUCUGGGUCAGUCUGCCUGGGUUGUGCCUCAGUUUCCCCUGCAGAUAUGAAAAAGGGAGGAGGAGGAGCAGCCCCGCAUCCUCCUGCCCACAUGUGGUUGGAUUCGGAACAUUUCUGGGAACUGAAUGGCAAAGGAUUGAGGAUGAAAUGCCAGAUGUGCUGGGAAGCUUUGGAAUCCUUGGCACCCAAUAUUUCCCUGAAGGCCUGUGCUAUUUUUAGAGCUCAGGCAUUAAGGGCAGUGUUAUCUGUGGCAGUGGGAGGAGGGUUCCCUUUGAGAUUCCCUCUGGCCUGGCUCCACCGCUGUCCUGGAGAGCUGGCAGCUCCUGAGAGAGCCCAGCUCCUCUGCUGGUGCCAGCUGGACAGGCAGCCAGCCCAGAGCUCCACCUGGCAUCCCCACAGCCACCCUGGGGCCAUCCCUAACCGUGGGUCACUGCCCCAGGCUGACCUCCCUCCUCCAGAGCAGACAGACAGACAGAACCUCCUGCUUGGCUCACCUGUGCUUUCCACCAUCCCGAGGAACAGAACAGGUUUGUUGUGUCUCAAAACAGCCCCACAACUCCAAUAAUGUCACUGCAGCCACUCUGGCCUUGCAGUCCUUUCCUUCCUGCAUCCCACAGUGCCACUGAUGGAGAGGAGCAAUGGGGCCUGGGACAAUGGCACCUCCUGGGUGGCACCAACAGCUGGGCACAGCUGUCCUGGGCAUGGCAGGGUCCAGGGGGUUGUGAAAGGAAGGGACAGGCACAGGGUGACAAGUGAUGCUGCCCUGCUCAUGGGGCUGUCAGAGCCAGCAUGCCCAGAAUCCAGCCCACAGCCUGCCCUGGUGGAGGUGCCCGUGGCUGCAGCUCCAGCUCCCUCUGGGCUGUCACAGAGGCUGCUCAGCCCUCAAACAGCUGCUGCUGCCUGGGGUGGGGAUGGAUGGGAGAAGCCUGCUCAGCCAUUGACUCCCCUCCAGUGCAGGGCUGGUGAGGAAUCCCUUGGAUCAAGACUGUUAGGUGAUGUCUGUGUGUGUGCACACCACGGCACUCACGAGCUCUGCUGGCUCCUGCCAAGGCCUGGGGGCCAGCAGCACACAUUUCUGAGCAGUUCAUGCACUCCCUGUGCUCUGCACAUGCUGGGCCAGGGGUGUUUCUGUACAGGGAUGUUUCAUCUUUAGACAAAAUUUUGCACAUUGACCUUUGAGGUUAAUAAUCUCCAGGUGGGAAUUUUAUUUUUGCAGCGCAAACCCUUCCCCUCCCUUCCCACAGCCAAAACUGGGCUCCCAGUCUGCAGAGAAGCCACUUUGGAGCGUCUGGAAAUUCUCCAUGUUCAUACCCAACCUACCCUUGUGCCUUGGCUUUUGGGGGGCAGCAGCAGGAAGGUCCCCUCACCUCCCCAUUAAACAGUGCUUUGGUUUCUCCUUUCUUUUGUUACAUCCCCAGAAAAGCUGACCCACGGCCUCCUGCACCAUGUGUGCGUGUGCUGGGCUUGGGGCUUUUUCCAGGCACUUUUUCCUAAAGCAGAUCCAGAUGUGUGCAGCUGCUGUCCCUCGAGGAGCACCCCCGAUCAGCCAAAUUGCAGCCCACUCCAGUAGAGGCAAACAAAACCACGUUUAUUUUUAUUUUUAUCAGCUUGCUGGGAAGUGACACGGAGCAGGAGGGCGGCAGGGCAGGGCUCGGGAGGGGAGGAGGAGAUGGAGAUGAAACAAACGCCCCCUCUCUGCUCUGCUGAAACCCAGCCCUGUCCUCAUCUGGGGAGAGACAAAGAUCAACAGAGUGAGGGAAAAGCGCCAUUCCAGAGUGACAGGGCUGAUAAAUGCUGUGUGGAAGAGCAGAAAGGGGGAGCAUGGCUCUGUGCAUGGCUCUCUGGCACACACACACACACACACCCAUGCACAGCCAUUCCCUGUCACUGCCACCCACUGCUCCCCCAGUCCCACCACUGCUGAUUGGGGGCCCCUUGUCCCCUUUUGUUCAGGUCUUGCUCUCUGGGGCUUGGCCUUUCACUCCUGGCACACUUAGGCCGAGCUAAGGGCACACUUAGGCCGAGCUUUGCUCUCCUUGGUGGUGACUAGCUCUCAAACUCCUUUCCCCAGAGCUCACAAGUGAGAAGCUGAGGCUCAGGGCAUCACUGCCAGCACAUGCUGGGCCCAGCUGGUCUCUGCCUUGCACCCCCAGACCCAGCCAGCCCCUGGCUCUGCCAGCGCCUUGGCAUUAUCAUCAGGGCUGGGCCUGGAGCUGUGAUCCAGGUGGGAAAGCCUCUGUGCCCCCUGCCAGAGGUGGGGAAAUGCUGAGUGAGGGGGGAUUUGGUGUCCCCCUUGAGCCCUUUGUCCUGGCUCUCUUUGGCAGCACUGCUCCCAUCAGCCAGCUCCUGUCCCCUCGCUGCAGCUCAGUGUUUGCUCAGAGGGAGCUGAGCCCUGGGGAAUGGGGGCACUGGGCUGGGAUGGGGCACAGACCCACCCACCCUGUCCCCCCUCCAUGGCCAACAUUCAUGGCAGGUUUAGCUCUGCAGACACCCCCCAAUAUCACCAGAACCCUUAUGUGCUACCACCCUCAUCUUCUCUUGGGGGUGACAAAUCCCCAGGGCAGCCUGAGCUCUCCCAGGGGAUCCUCUCACAUCUCUGCCCCUUUGUCCCAGGAGAGAGGUCACAGUGUCCCCCCAGGGUGUGAGGGGAUGCUCAGACACUUCAAUGGGGACCAGAUUCCACCUGGCUGGACUCUGGUGCCAGAACUCAGCCUGCCCCUGGCCAUGGGGAAGCUGCCCUGCUGUGGGGAUCUGGGGCCAGCACCACCAAUGCCAGGCACAGGGAUCAAAGGGAAACCCACACGCUGACCUUGGACCAGCUGAGGGAAAGGGAGGGCCAAAUCCACCCGCCUAGCCUGACCUCUGUGCCAGGUUGCCAGUUAUUUUCCAUAGCUGAAGUUGUCUCUCAGUGUUGGUGUGUCUGCCCCAGCCCCAGCGUGCCCCACAGCCAUGAGUGUGGUCUGAUGUAACCCUGUGUCUCUCCUGUUCCUGCUGCAGAUCCUGUUCAUGUUCGUGUUCCUCGGCGCUUCCGUGCUGGUUUUAUACCUGCCUUCUGUGUUUAUGGGUGUAACUUUGGUUUUUUUCUUUUUGUAGGUUUUUAGUAUGUUUGUAACCGGACAAAAUGGUGUUAUUAAACUGAAACUUGUAUCUUCAGUGGAUAAAUCAAUCAAACCCCUCUUGA